This is a messenger RNA of Pieris rapae (cabbage white), 5018 nucleotides long. RefSeq lists its product as uncharacterized. The transcript has 6 exons. NCBI's taxonomy places the organism in Eukaryota, Metazoa, Arthropoda, Insecta, Lepidoptera, Pieridae. Bases 147 to 3389 code for a protein of 1080 amino acids. The record is from RefSeq and is a predicted model, not a curated record.
GUCGUCGGGUGCGGACGUAACGUUGUGUUUAGUGUUACCAAAUUGUGUCUGAACUUAAAUUGACGUGGUUUUUUUUUGUGAUAAUGGAUGUUUAGGUGCGAGGAUUUCAACAUUUUAUAACGUCGCGAGUAGCAUGGCCUGAAAGCAUGUUCCGAACGGCGUCAGUCGAAGGCUCCGGCCCCAGGACGCCGCCAGCCUACGCGCCCCAUCCACCCUUCGUCCCGCCCCGGUUCUUUCCGCCGCGAAUCCGGCCCCCACCGCCCCAAUACUGUUUUGAUGCUGCCCGUUUCGCCUGCGAUGCGUCCAAGCCACGCUACCUGGACGUAGAAAGAGAGAGGCUAGUUACCCGAUGGCUGGCUGAAGCUAAUGAAGCCUUGGUUCGCCGAGAUAGGCCUCCAAGGUACAAGCCACGCAGCAGCGAAAGGCGCUUAGAAUACUUGGACAGAAGACCGUCAGAAUGGGCGGAUAACUUUCUUUUGGGACGGCGCAAUGGUUCCGUCGAGCCCGAAGAGGAAAGUGAAUCUAUGACUUUGAAGGAAUUUGUGGAUAAGUUCUCUCUGCCGCGUGUGGUUAAGCUGGAAGGCGAGGAAAGGGCUGUGUUGUUGUAUCGUGUUUUGGAAGCUCAUAGGCGCGUGGAAGCUGUGCCACUAUCAGGGAAGAAGGGGAAGCUGGUGGGGAAACCGCUGUAUAUUCCUGAUUCGUAUGAUGGUUGGUUUUCAACAUGCAGCUGUCGGGGCGGAGCGCUAGCCACUCCUCGGGCGUCCAUAUCUGCCUUAUUGCGGAAUCGAGCCUUCGCCCUCGUGUCUCCGCGAGCCAUAUCUGCAUACCGGGCGAGGCCGGCCUCAGACAGCGGUCGUGUGGGAGCGCAGUAUGAGAGAGCGGCUGCAAGACCUGGGACUCCCCUGCGCCUGGCAGGGGUCUUCGCCGAUGGCAGCAAGGCGAAAGCACCGAAAUAUGCCCAACUCAUCGACCCUCAGGGCAAUGAACUGUUCGUGCCUCUAAACACCAAAGGUGAACUCUACGAAGUGUGCCCCGAAGAGUUGUCACCUGCGGAAUGGGAGGACGCCACAGACUCAACCCCGCCAGUGGAAGUGUCAGCUAGAGCGCACAGACUGCCGCAUUUGCUUAGUCUAUGGCGACUUCCCACCAGAGUUAGGCUGCUGGCCGGCACAGUUCCUAUUGAGAUGGCGCAUGAUGUUGGAGAUGAUCUUCUGUUACGAGAAGCUGUCACUGAACCAGUUUUAGUCAUGUGCACUCUCCCCGAUUAUAACUCGCAACCCAAUAUCAACAAGCAAGCCGACCCUAGGUAUCAUGCCAAGGAGACCCUUCAGCUUCUCCCACUUAACAGCAAUAUUAAGAUCCGUCGCACCCAACUUGGCUUUGAAAGUGAGAAGAGAAUGUUCCUAUCCGCGCGCCUUCAAAAAGCUCUCACCUUCUGUCAACUAAAUGUUGACAACUGGAUAAGACAGAUCUCAUACGCAAACUCAACGGUCGUCAGCAAAGCGAAAACGGCUACAGAUCUCAUGAAAGAAGACCACGAACCGGUGAAGUUCGAAAAGGAAAGGAAAUUUACGCUACAAGGCCUAAAAAUUGACACGUCACGUCUCUUUGGAAAAAGUGAAAAAGUACUGAAGGAUAUCCCAGACGAAACUGAAGGGUCCAUUAUUUUUCUUAGUAAGAACGAACUCGAACAUAUGAAUUACGACGUCUACAGUGACGACGAAGGUAAAGACGAUAAGCAAGAUGAUAAAAUUGAACAUGAAGAGUUUUCACAUGAAAAAUCUAAUGGUUACCGAGAAGAUUCUGCUAAUAAGAAAAGUAAAUGGUUUAAAAAUUUAAAAUUAUUAAAGAGCACGGAUAAACUAGAUGAUAAGAUAACUGCAAUAGAAAAUUCUGAAAGAUAUAAGGAUAUCAAAGAUCCUUUCGAUCCCUUAGGUGAAAAACAUAGUUCAAUUGAGAGAUACCAAGACAUGGCGAAAUUAAUUGAAGAUAGAUUUGGUGUGUUUAGGAAAAAUGAUGGUACGGCAGAGAAGAGCCAUUCAUAUAAAAGUUUGACUACUUCUUCGUCUGAAAUGGGAACUAGCAAUUGUAGCUCGAGUCACAAGAAACCAGUACUAACUAAAUCAGUAUCCGUGCAAACUGGUAUGCCGGAAAGCCCGUGCACAGAAGAAGACAGUGGCAUCGACAUGAAACAUGGCCGAAAAAAUUUAAGCGUAGAUCAAAUUAACUAUUGUGGCUCCAUGGAAAGUAGCUCUAGCUCGGGCAGGAAACUGAAAUCAUUGGAUGAGAACAUGCUCAAGAAGUCUUCAGCGACAAAGUCAUCCACACAUUUGGAGAGGCGACAAAGGAUACAGCCGGAUUUGAUUCCCGAAAAGGCUAUUGCAAAAUCAGAGUCAUACAAUCAAAUCCAGAGUUGUGAGGAAAUCAAUAUGUUUGGAGCUGGGUCGAUAUACAAUGAUAGCGAGUUCGAAGUCAAUUCCAAACAACAUUCAUUUAUUACUGAAAAGUUGUGUUCAGAAUUUCAUGUUAAAACCAAACGAGUUCUGAGUAAAUCCACUUCUAACUUACUUCAUCCUAAAAAAACGAAUGACAAGAAAGAAGGCGGUAAUAGCAAUAGUAUGCCAACCAAAACGGAACGAACCGAUGAAAAAUCUGUUAACUUUAGAAAAAAGAUUGACAAGCCUCGUGCCCCAACACCGCGUUCAGAAAUAGACGAAGACCUAUCCGCAGUCGACAUUUCAGAAGAAGAACCACAGAUCCAAAAGAAAGUGCGGCGUUCGAUAUCUUCAAUCCAAAAGAGAAAACUACCUGUGAUAGAAGAUUUACCGUACGGUCAAGUAGCAGACGCGGUCGAAAUAGAAGAAGAAAAAAUAGAAACAGAUUCAAACUCGGACAACAUUUAUGCGGAGAUCUGCACUCCACCAAUCAAAACAAAUGACGACGACUACGACUCGAAUGAUGUCUUAGCAAACGACCCAGUUAUCUGUAUCGUUAAAAAGGAAGUCAUCACUCGCAAUGAUGAAAGAGCGAGACAGAUGAUCGAAAACCAAGACAAUGCCUUCCGUCACAUUGAAGUUGUAGUAAUAGAGAAGACAACGAACUUCGACUUGGACGAUUCCAGCCUUGCAUCAAGCGAUUUUGAUGAAACGGGAAGCAAGAACGACGUCUCGAUAAUAGACUCUUGGGAGCGUGAUAACGUAAAAGUUGAACCAAAACAUGCUAUUAGGUUAGAAAUCACCAGCAAUAUGGAUGACUAUCCGGAGAGCCAUAAUCAAAGCUUAGAUAGGACAGAGAUACAUUUAGGUAAAGAUAAUGUGAUUAGUUUUAGUAACAGUAUCCAUUUAAAUGGUACAUAUCCCAACGAGGCCAUUUAUGAUACUCUAAAAUAAGUCACAAUAAGUCAUAGAUUAAAUAGUGUCGUCUUCAAUUCGCCUAAACUCUGCGCUUACUUAUAUUGUACUACCGGUGUAGGUCCGGUUUGACAUGCUACAACCACGAGGUUUAAGAACAAAACAUAAAAAUAAAUUUCAAUUAUCCAAAAAACCAGUUGGCAGAUCGUCAAAAUGUCGAAUUCCAUAAAUAAUAGAGCAGUUUGUCUUAAUUGUUUUGGGGCCCUAUCACAUUGCCAGUGCUAUUAUUUUCUCCCCUGAUCAAAUACAAUUUAUCUUUCCACUCAUAGGUUUGUGAUAAUUAUGAUGUUAUUAUGUCUAUCUGCUCAUAUUUAAAAUAUCAGUAACGUAAGCUAAAACAUAACAAUACUUAAUAUUGGAUCUGCUUGGUGGCUGGCUUAACUGAGAGUACAUUAAAUUGACAGUUGUAUCUGUAAAUAUAAUCUGUAGACAUAACUAAAUACUGGCUAUCGACAAAGUUUUAAGCACAGACUAGCAAACAAAUAGAAUAAGUUGUAUACAAUUAGAUAAUUGCAAAUUUUUCAUUUAGUCAAUUGUGUUUGAAGCUUGGCAAAAUCAAAAUAUUAGAUUUUAAAAAAUAUUAAUUCAUUUUUGGAUCAAUAUUAUGAUGGCUAUUUAAUAAAGUAUCCAUAUAAAACUCUAUAAAAGUGUAGUUUGAUAGUUCAAAGACUACAUAGAAUAUAGAUAAAAAAUAUUUUCGACACAAGCGUAUAUAAAUUUAAUAGUUUGCCAGAGCCACUCGCUAUUAAACCAAAGACAACGAAAAAUUUGCAAUUACUCAUUUGACGGUUGUUUAUCCAGUGUCAUAGAUAAUUUUAAAUUCGAAUCGAAGUGUCAAACACGAUUCAAUCUUUUGCACCAUUUAAGUAUUAUUGGACAUGACAAUAUAAUUUUUAUCUAGUCUACAAUAUAUAAUAUAUUAGUGUAAUAAUCUUUUUUCAUAUCUAAAACUAAAGUUUUUAUAUAUGUAUCUGUUGUUUACGUCUGCAGGUCAGGCAAUAUAUCUGCACGUUAAUUAUAAGUGACAAUGUAGGUGCUAUUCGUGGUGCUGAAUUAUAUAUACUAAGAAUAAACUUUAUACACAUUUAAUUUCUCAGUAAAGGAUGGCAAUUAUGUACAUAAUUUAUCUAUACUAAUAUUAAAAAUCUGAAGAGUUUUGUGAACUCAUUUCCGAAACUAUUCCAAUGGACAACCUUUGCAUAGUCUGUUAUGUCAAAGAUUAUGACACAUGACAUCCAUACAAGAGCGAAGAUUUUUAGUAAUUUUAUAUCAACAAAUUUUGCCUUCCUUCCUUUUUUAGCGAUUAAUAAUUAUAUAUGUUAUUUACGCUCAUAUCACAAGUUAAAUCAAAAUAUAGUUUCACAUGAGAACGCGUUGUAUAACUGAUUAUAACAGCUGGCGUUAAAAUAGCAAAAUUCUGAAAUGAAACGCGUUUUCAUCUCAUAAAACUGUAUUUCUUAUAAGUAAAUUCUAUGUUAAGACGAAAUUGCACUUAUAUAGGUAUCACAUGACACUAAUGUAAAUUUGUAUUAUAUAGUUCAUCGAUUAUGUUAAGCGCGAAGCUCUCAAAAUUACUUUUAGUGAAAAUAAACUCAAAAUCUACCAGUA